Molecule: messenger RNA, 1347 nt
Organism: Pecten maximus
Lineage: Eukaryota; Metazoa; Mollusca; Bivalvia; Pectinida; Pectinidae
Product: aquaporin-8-like
Exons: 5
Coding region: 60-947 (295 amino acids)
Biological process (GO): transmembrane transport
Cellular component (GO): plasma membrane
Molecular function (GO): water channel activity
Source: RefSeq, a predicted model, not a curated record
CCGGUGGGACUUUCUGGGACGGGAUAAAUCGCAUAUAUAGUCCAAUUGCAAUUGAGCAGAUGAGUGACUUUAACACAAUGGCAGAACUAAAUCAUUUGGUGCACAACGGCAAAGAUUACGAUGUUGGUCCUUUUCGGACGUACGUACGUCCAGUUCUGGCUGAGUUUAUAGGGACAACACUGUUCGUUUUUAUUGGUGUGAUGUCCGCCACGCAGCCGGGCGCUAGCCUCGCAACAGUAGGCCUGGCACACGGGCUGACCAUCGCUCUCCUCAUCAUGGGCCUCGGAAAAAUCAGCGGUGGUCACUUCAACCCGGCCGUGUCCCUGGGAGUAUGUCUGGCAGGCGGUCUCUCCAUCGUUCUUACGAUCGCCUACGCCGUGAGUCAGAUCCUCGGGGGAAUGCUUGGAGCGGCAUUCGCUAGGGCUAUAGUUAAGGGUGACAUAUUCAACGCCAUGGGUGGAGGGGCACACAUCCCCCAAACAGACGCCGGCUGGGCCAUACUGGGGGAGGUAAUCCUCACAACCAUCCUUGUCCUCUCGGUCAUCAUGAACGCUGUGAAUAAGGAAACCAAAAAUGACUUUGCACCUUUCGCAAUUGGAUUGUCCGUAGCGGCAGACAUCAUGGCUGCAGGUAGUACGACUGGUGCCUCCAUGAACCCCGCCCGAAGUUUCGGCCCGGCAGUUGUAGCCUCGGCAGUCGUUUCAGUGAACCCAUGGCCUUACCACUAUGUGUACUGGGUAGGACCAGCAGGGGGCGCUGUACUGGCAGCCAUUUUGCACAGAUUUGUAUUUCAGAAUCCUCAAUCGCUAAACGGACAGAAAUUAAACGUUCAAAAACCGUCUGUGUUCAGCAUAGUCCUCAGUCCGCAAAGCGAACAGGGUCCUAAGAGCACCAUGACAAGCGGUGUUGCGGAUGACUCACAGAAAGGCCCGACGGAGACACAGUGAUACACACAUGAUCUUUGUGGAGCCAUUCCGGGCCACAAAGUGGCGAUCAUAACACCCAGGCAUAUAUAUUCAGGUUAUGAAACUGUUUGGUUUCAUUUCCGAAUUGCCAUUGAAAUUUGCAUUUAUUAUCAAGAGGUGUGUAGGUGAUGUCUACAUAACCUAAACACCAUCAAAACUUGCAUUUAUUCUAAGAAAUAACUCGUGUCUAAAUCGAAGUCACCAAAUAUAUAAUUAUAAACGGUGCAAUUGGACAAAAGAUUAAUUCCAAACUGGAUUUGUAUUAAUGAUGUUGUACAAGUAUAGUGUGUUAAAACACUUGCAUUGUAUUACUCUGUGCCAUAUCAUAUACUCAAUAUAUACAGCAUAUUUAAUUUGAAAUUUGAAAUAAAUUCUAGUUUAU